Molecule: messenger RNA, 2218 nt
Organism: Nothobranchius furzeri (turquoise killifish)
Lineage: Eukaryota; Metazoa; Chordata; Actinopteri; Cyprinodontiformes; Nothobranchiidae
Gene: map2k2a
Product: mitogen-activated protein kinase kinase 2a
Biological process (GO): protein phosphorylation
Molecular function (GO): ATP binding; protein kinase activity
Source: RefSeq, a predicted model, not a curated record
AGGGCUCUCCCCUGUGGGGUUUCUCACAGGCUGCUGCUUCCUGUAAGAAGGCACCAGCGGACAGCACCGCGGCUCUGGAACGUUUCAGACCCUCUGCACACCUCUUAAAACACAAGGGGACAAUUUAGACAAGUCCGCCGGCUCGGUCUAUCCGAGCUGUUUGCCUUCUACGCACUUCGAGACGAGGACCGCUGCAUAUUUACGGCUGAGAGGCGCAUAUUUUCACUGGAGCUAGCAGUGGCUAUGUGGCUAAUGGCUAGUAGCAGCAGGUAGAAAACCCGACAAGGAGCUGAAUACAGAACACCUGUCACUACACAAUCCUAUAGAUGAACCGACAAAGCUAUCCGACGUUUGAAGGGCACAUCGGCAUGCUGGGUUUUAGCAAACAAGCUAAGUGACAUGCUCCAAAAAGUGUAUAAUCUCUGCUUACGGUAACUAGCCACUUAGAGCGGUUCCUGUUGCUUUUUCGAACGGACUCUCGAGCACGGGCGAGGUCGGAUUAGCCCAGUUUACUCAAAUCUAGUGUUUUACAGAGAGGGAGUUCUUAGUUUAGGGGAUUUAGAAAUGGCUCCUAAAAGAAGACCCGUGCCUCUCAACAUUACGCCCAUUGGGGAGGGACAGGCCACCUCUAACACCAUUGAUGCUGCAUCAGAAGCCAACCUGGAGGCUCUGCAGAAGAAGCUGGGUGAACUGGACCUCGAUGAGCAGCAAAGAAAACGUCUAGAAGCUUUCCUCACCCAGAAAGCCCAGGUCGGGGAGCUGAAGGAUGAAGAUUUUGACCCGAUUUGUGAGUUGGGUGCUGGAAACGGAGGAGUGGUCAACAAGGUUCGCCACAAACCCUCGGGUUUGGUCAUGGCUCGAAAGUUAAUCCACCUGGAGAUCAAGCCUGCCAUCAGAAACCAGAUAAUCCGAGAGCUGCAGGUGCUGCAUGAAUGCAACUCUCCCUACAUCGUGGGCUUCUAUGGAGCCUUUUACAGUGAUGGAGAGAUCAGCAUCUGCAUGGAGCACAUGGAUGGUGGGUCUUUGGACCAGGUUCUCAAGGAAGCCAGAAGAAUUCCUGAAGAAAUACUUGGAAAAGUUAGCAUAGCUGUGUUGAGGGGACUAGCUUAUCUGCGAGAGAAGCACCAGAUCAUGCACAGAGACGUCAAGCCCUCCAACAUACUGGUCAACUCCCGUGGGGAGAUCAAGCUGUGUGACUUUGGCGUUAGCGGCCAGCUCAUAGAUUCCAUGGCCAACUCCUUUGUUGGAACUCGCUCCUACAUGUCGCCGGAGAGACUGCAGGGCACCCACUACUCUGUUCAGUCUGACGUGUGGAGCAUGGGCCUGUCCUUGGUGGAGCUGGCCAUCGGCCGCUAUCCCAUCCCCCCACCAGACGCCAAAGAGCUGGAGGCCAUCUUUGGUCGUGCCAUUAUGGACGGGGCAGAGGGAGAGGCUCACAGCAACACACAGAGGCCUAGACCUCCAGGCCGGCCUGGGAGUGGACAUGGGAUGGACAGCAGACCUGCCAUGGCCAUCUUUGAACUGCUGGACUACAUUGUGAAUGAGCCCCCUCCCAAACUGCCCCACGGUGUCUUCACCAGUGACUUCCAGGACUUUGUGACUAAAUGCUUGAUUAAAAACCCAGCUGAGAGAGCAGAUCUUAAGAUGCUCAUGAGUCACACGUUCAUCAAGCGGUCAGAGGUGGAGGAGGUAGACUUUGCAGGCUGGUUGUGCAAAACCAUGGGCCUGAACCAGCCCAGUACUCCCACCCGUGGCACCGAGUGAUCGAGCUGCCCCAAGUCUGACACAUUUCUGGGUCUCGCUGCAUACAUUUACACGGUCCACAAUGCAUGCUGGCACUUUUGGUUUUCUCCCCUUCAUUUUUGCUUUUGGGUAAAUAUUUUUUUAAGCUUAAUUUCUUUUAUUCCCUCAACGGCAGCAAAAGCCUGUUGAGUCGUUAUCGUACUGUAAGACCAUAGCUUCACCACGGCGGUCCAUAGCAGCCUCGGCCUACUUCGACGCUGCUGCAGAUGGUGUAAAGCACUGAAGGGCUGCUGCUCAGUCAUCACAGCUUAUUUUGUAAUGAAUCUGUAUUCAUCUUUUUGUUUUGUCACGGCGGUUGUGUUUUAUUAGCCUGCUGUUUAAAUUUGUUAAAAGGAAAAAGUCUAACAGCAAACACAAGAUUUGUUUAUGGGAGGAGAUCAGAGCAAUUUUAAAAAUAAAAUCUUUUUCUCAUUUA